UGGCGCAGUAUGUACACGUAAUAACACAUUGACCUACAUGCGUACUCACAGUCAGUAUAGUUCGGUUGUAUAAUGGAAUACAGCGAGAAGGUUGGACUUAUAACUGGAGGCGCUGAAGGCAUCGGUCGGGGAAUCGCGGAAAGGCUUCUAAUGAACGGCAUAAAGGGUGUCUGCAUAAUAGAUGUCAAUAAAGAUCUCGGAGAAGAGACGACUCAAUAUUUUAAAACACAAUUUGGUCAUGGAAGGACGCUGUUCAUACAUUGUGACGUCACAUCGAAGACGUCGCUGCGAGAUGCUUUCAAGAAAACUAAGGAGUGCUAUGAUCGAAUUGAUAUUGUAUGUAAUAACGCCGGAAUUGUUAAUGAGCUAGAAUGGCAAACGAUGAUGCACGUUAAUCUGUUUGCUGUCAUCGAAGGCACAUAUCUUGGCUUGGAGUUUAUGGGAACCCAGCACGGCGGCUUUGGAGGAACUGUUAUAAAUGUUUCUUCAAGCAACGGUGAUCAAUACACCAUCCAUAUAAAAUUGCGCCCUCUAACGGGGACUGGCUUUUGUGACGUUAAUCGUUCACUGCCUACAUUAUCUAUAGUCGUCCAAAGGGAUGACAUAAAAUCACAUCUUCAUAAUUUAGGGGAUCCUAGCUAA
Molecule: messenger RNA, 642 nt
Organism: Saccoglossus kowalevskii
Lineage: Eukaryota; Metazoa; Hemichordata; Enteropneusta; Harrimaniidae
Product: 15-hydroxyprostaglandin dehydrogenase [NAD(+)]-like
Cellular component (GO): cytoplasm
Molecular function (GO): oxidoreductase activity, acting on the CH-OH group of donors, NAD or NADP as acceptor
Source: RefSeq, a predicted model, not a curated record